AUGUUUGCUGAUCACAUGAAAGUUAUAGAUUUUUUGACAAAAUACUUUAGUGAUAACUAUGCUUUUCAUGGGGACAUUCUUUAUUCCUUGCAUAUUCUCAAAUUAUUUAUUUUCAACUGUUUUUCUCAUGAUGAUGAACUUUGCAAAGAAUUGACCGACUCGAUCCCAAUUUUUAAUAAAUACUUUUCAUACUAUAUGGAGAGCAAGCUUUGUUUAUUAGGCACUUGUUUAAGUCCUCAUUACUUGGUUAAUAUAGACUCUCAUACAGAUGGAAUUCAUUCAGAACAAAUUAUAGAUUUGGUGUUGGCUGUAAUUGUAGAAAAGUUUCUUCCUGAUAACUUUAGUGGUUUUCACCAAACUUCCAGUAAUUUUUAUAAAGAUACACAUCUAAAUUCUGAUGCUGUUACUAGUGAUGGUAACACAAAUGUUUUUAAUUCCACUGAUUAUAAUGUAUCUAAUGCUUCUGGUAAUUUGGUUAAUAUUUUUGAUAACGGUUCUGCCAAUAAUGCAGCUGAUGCCUCUGCUAAGGUUUGUGCUGAUAACAAAGCUAAUGCUUCUGCUAACGUUUCUGCUGAUAAUGGCGCUAAUGCCUCUUGUAAUGUUACUGCUGAUAACGCAGCCAAUGCUUCCGGUAAUGUUACCGCUGAUAAUUCAGCCAAUGCUUCUGCUAACAUUUCUGCUGAUAAUGAUGCUAAUGCUUUUGGUAAUGUUACCGCUGAUAACGUAGCCAAUGCUUCUGGUAUCAUUUCUGCGGAUAACGAAGCUAAUGCCUCUUGUAAUGUUACUGCUGAUAACGCAGCCAAUGCUUCCGGUAAGGUUUCUGCUGCUAAUGAUGCUCCAACUUUUGAUACUGAAGAUAAUGCUCCUUUUAAUGUUAUUGCUGAUAAUGCAGCUAAUGAUUCAGAUAAUUUCUCCUCUGAUGAUAAUAAUGUUUCUCAUACUGAAUCUGUCAAUAAUGCCUAUAAAUCAUCCACUUUUUCAGACGAACAACUUUUAGCUAAAUUAAAAACGCAUCUGGAUUCAAUGAAAGAGCACUUAAAGUUGUCUAAUAAUGAUUUGGAUACAGCAAAUGUAAAGUAUACUCAUCCUCAGCAUACAAAAUGUUUGGCUGAUAUUAUUAAAGAUGGUAACUUUUUUACAACACCAGAUGAACCUAGUGAAAAGAGUUUUUUGAGUAUUCUUAGAAAAGAUAUAAAAGAAGGUUUAUUUGUUAUUAAAAAAGAGUUUAAAAGAAAACAUAAUUCCUGUUUUAAAAAAUAUUAUAUUGAACAAAUAAGAAAAUAUGAAAAAGAUGGUAUUAUUGGGCAUAGUGAGAUGUGUAUUUCAACCUUAAUUUCAAACUUCAGAAUAUAUGAUGAGUGUAUACAAGAAGUUAAAGAUCCUAUAUUUAAAGCAAUCUUCCACCUUUUAAAAUCCCUUCCUACCUCCUCAGUUGCUUCCGAAAGAACUUUUUCUCAAUUAGGUAGUAUAUAUUCGGAUCGAAGAGAUAACUUAUCUUCUGAACAUGCCAAAUUAUUAUUAAAGCUUAAACUUUUUGAUAAUAUCAUUCCUGAAGCAAAUUUAAUUGAAUCGUUGGAAAAGAACAGUCCAUUUUAA
Saccharomycodes ludwigii is the source of this 1596-nucleotide messenger RNA. RefSeq lists its product as uncharacterized. The coding region runs from base 1 to 1596 and encodes 531 amino acids. NCBI's taxonomy places the organism in Eukaryota, Fungi, Ascomycota, Saccharomycetes, Saccharomycodales, Saccharomycodaceae. Gene Ontology annotation, molecular function: protein dimerization activity. The record is from RefSeq and is a predicted model, not a curated record. The transcript has a single exon.